AUGCUAUCGGAAGCAGCGUCGAUGGAGCCCGAGGAGUACUGGGAGAAUAUAAUGCCGCGCUUAUUGAACCGGGCACUGGCCGAGGUACGUCUGUACGGAGGGAGCGUGUCCAAGGACAACCGAACCGGUGACAAACGCGAUGAGGGUAUCGUUUGUGGUCCGCGUACAGCGUCGCCACGCCGACGCGUCGAACCAACGCUUUGCGCCUGCAAUGGAGAGACAUGGGGCCAACCCAAGAAGCUGGGUUGGCGGAGUCUCGAGCUCAUCGAAAUCCGAAGAGCCUUGACAGGGUCGCCCGGUGCCGGUGGUUAG
Molecule: messenger RNA, 312 nt
Organism: Colletotrichum abscissum
Lineage: Eukaryota; Fungi; Ascomycota; Sordariomycetes; Glomerellales; Glomerellaceae
Exons: 2
Coding region: 1-312 (103 amino acids)
Source: RefSeq, a predicted model, not a curated record